GAACAGUCACCAUUCACCACUCACCACAGCAGUUCUCUUUCUCUUCUAUUCUCAUUGCCUGCCAGAGGAGGGAGAUGGUGGUGAAGAAGAGAGCGGCGGCCAUUGCCGCCCUGUGCAUGCUCCUGCUCCUCAUGCUGUCAAGGCCAUCUCGUCAGCAGCUCUCGGAUCACUCCUGCGACUGCUACCGAAAGUGCUACUUAGAGUGCAAGAACGCCUUCCCGAUGCUCUGCAAGGUCGUGUGUGGCGGCAGCUGCAAUGACAACAAGGACCCUGUCGUCGCCUGCAUGGUCGCCUGCUGCACCAACUCUGUCUGUGGCCUGCCACCAGCGCCAUCCGUUUGCGCUCCGGAUUGUAUCCAUGCAUGCAACAAGACGUGGGGUGGCCAUGGUCCCAGCAAGGAACCUUAAAGAUGGAAGAUCGGUUGAUCAUGGGAUCAUACGAUGUUGAGCGGCUGCACAAAUGCAAUAAAAUGUAUCUCACUUCGGUGCACUACUUGUGAGAAAGUUUGUGAAUCUUAUAACAAAGCCAGUUAUCGAGGCAUGUGGCAAAUACCUGCUAAUUUUGAUGUGUCUUUGAUUUUA
Messenger RNA from Triticum aestivum (bread wheat), 581 nucleotides. RefSeq lists its product as uncharacterized. NCBI's taxonomy places the organism in Eukaryota, Viridiplantae, Streptophyta, Magnoliopsida, Poales, Poaceae. The record is from RefSeq and is a predicted model, not a curated record. Bases 75 to 407 code for a protein of 110 amino acids. The transcript has 2 exons.